GUGAAGGAAGUGACUCCUGCAGCUGAACAUAGGUGGUGUGCCAGGCAUAUUUAUGCCAACUGGAGUAAGAAGUGGAGAGGAGAGGAGUUAUAGAAGCGGUUUUGGACUACUGCAUGGAGCUCAUUUCAGCAAGAGUACAAGUUGAAUUUGGCCAAGAUUUCAGCUAUAAACAAGAAGGCAGCCGAGGAUCUACUCCACUAUCCUACUGAAAGAUGGUGCAGAGCCUAUCAAAGCACAAGGUGUUCAACCUACAUGGUGGAUAAUAACAUCAGUGAGUCUUUCAAUUCAAGUAUUUCUGAUGCUAGACAUAAGCCAAUAAUUUAAAUGCUAGAGGAGAUUAGGAUGUUGGUAAUGAGUAGGAUAAGGGAUAGGAAAGUGCUUGCUGAUCACUGGAAGAGUGAAUGGUGCCCUAAUGCAAUUAAACUGUUUGAGGCAAAUAAGGCAGCUAGUAUAGAUUGUAAUGUUCUUUGGAAUGGUGACUAUGGCUAUGAGGUGAAGGAGGGAGAUGGCAAGCACAUAGUAUUUAUAGAUACUAAGAAGUGCAGUUGUAGGAUGUGGGAUUUGAGUGGCAUCCCAUGCCCUCAUGCCAUAGCUGCCUUUCACUCAAGCCAGUUGGACCCUAUGUUUGUGAUGAGUAAAUGGUACCAUAGCUCGAUGUAUAGGAAAGCUUAUGAGAAUGCUAUACAGCCAAUACCUGGGAAGAAACUUUGGGAUUAUCAGUUUAAAGAUUGCAUUGAAGCUCCACCAGUUGAGAAAAAGAUAGGGAGGUCCAAGAAGAACAGGGUAAGAGCUCCAAAUGAGCCCAGAUUGAAACACAAAUUGUCAAGGAUUGGUAAAACACAACACUGCAGCAUUUGUGGAAGUGCAACCCACAAGAAACAUAACUGCCCUAACAGGCCUACACAGGCUUCAACAUCCACAAACAUUGGCAAGAAGCAGAAAGGUCAAGUUAGGGGAAUUGGUCUAUAUGUCAAGAUGGAGACAGGAAAGCAGAUUAUAAAUCUUGGAGGAUCACAACCAAUUGUGAUCAAUGAAGGCACACAAAAUGAAGCAGAUCCAUUUACAAGGUUCCCAAUACCAAACGAAACAGAGAUAAAGAAGCAAAAGAGAAAGAGAGGUGAAGGCAGCUCCACUGGAGACACAGUGCAGGGAAAGAAACAACCAACAAAACCAUUCAAAGCUCCAAGAGUGCAGACAGUGGCUGUGGAGCAACAACAAGUCCUCAGAAGGAGUCCAAGAGAAAAGAAUGUUAUCUCAACUAUUGGCUCAACAACCACUAGUUGA
Salvia miltiorrhiza (redroot sage) is the source of this 1284-nucleotide messenger RNA. RefSeq lists its product as uncharacterized. Bases 325 to 1284 code for a protein of 319 amino acids. Gene Ontology annotation, molecular function: zinc ion binding. The record is from RefSeq and is a predicted model, not a curated record. The transcript is spliced from 3 exons. Lineage: Eukaryota; Viridiplantae; Streptophyta; Magnoliopsida; Lamiales; Lamiaceae.